This is a messenger RNA of Lachancea meyersii CBS 8951, 2721 nucleotides long. NCBI's taxonomy places the organism in Eukaryota, Fungi, Ascomycota, Saccharomycetes, Saccharomycetales, Saccharomycetaceae. The record is from the annotation of a GenBank genome assembly.
AUGGACCCGCCAAACUGCGACCAAAAACACGAUGAAAUAAGCUCCCUUACCAAACAUCUCAAAGACGUCAACGUCUUCGAAAAGCAGAAACUACCGUCCAUGAUCCAUGGCAGAAAGGCCAGCACGUACCUUCGUGUAUUUCAAGACGACGAAAACGGAUGCAAGAAGAGUGAAACGGAGGGCCAGGGCUCGGGGGAUGGUGAGUUUCGAGAUGAUCAGGACCAUGAACUGCAUCAUUCAUCAAAACAUAACCACGGCCACCAUCAUUUGGGCUGGAGAAUGCAUAUCUUCGAUAGAAGAGCAGACAGAGCACGCCCGAUUUUGCCCCGCAGAAGGCAUUCAUCGUCAGCUUACGACGUUCUGCCACGCUUCAGACACACUGCGUUGCGAGACAAGUUUUCCAUGCCAAUACACGGGCGAAAAUCAAACCGUUCGUCGCCCAAAGAUCCCGUUAAGAGCUCCUAUCGCAGAAUGGCCAGCAAUGUACCCACAGAGGAGACAACACAGUGGCAUCAGCAGCAGCAGCCGAUCACUAUUCAUGAAUCGGUGCCGCUGGAGUCGGUACCGCUGUCGCUGCCAACGAAGGCUGUGGAAGCAUGCUUAGAACCAGAGAUACGCGACGGGCUUCUACCUAUCAAGCCCAUUUCAUCGGCCACGUACUACCCCCAUCAGUCCAAGUCUGACGCUGCAGUCGAUGGGCCCAACGUGGAACCUUUGGCAAAUUCAGCACCCUCGGUCCCGCAGACGACAACAGCAGAAAUCAGCAUAUCCCCAAAGAAGGCGUCAAACACAGAUGCCGAUCUGCAGACGGAGCUUGAAAACACUACCGUGGUCGUUUCACAACAAGAGAAGCGAGACGAGGACGAAGAUGUCGACGAUGAAGUGUAUCCUUUAGCAGUCGAAUUGCAGCCGUUCACAAACAAAGUCGGAGGACACACAGCAAUAUUCAGAUUCUCUGAAAGAGCGGUGUGUAAAGUUCUUGUAAGUAGGGAAAACAUGUGGUACGAAAACAUCGAACAGCAACACCAAGAGCUUUUGAGCUUCAUACCUCGCUACAUUGGCGUCCUGAACGUGAGACAGCACUUCAACUCUAAAGAAGAAUUUCAAAGCGAAAUCGAACGAGAAAAACGGGCCAAGUUGGCCAAGAAACAGCAGAAAAUGGAUAUGAUAGCAGGUAAAAUUCCUAAACUCCAGAAUCCUACUCAUAACAGCCCUCCCAUGGAGUUGAAAAAUCCAGAGGUUCUACUAGAUGACAAUAAACACAUCAUUCCAGACUCAUUGUGGUACAAAUAUUCACAUUCACCAGAAUCAGCACCGAGUGAUUCGUAUAUCUCAUCGCACAGUUAUGAACAUGGCGGCUCGAAGCACAUCGACUCUGGAUCGACUGUAGUCAACACCAAGCUACAAGAACUUGUUUUAAAAGAGGUCUUUGCUCCUGCAAAGCGGAAAUUACACACUCGGAACUCUUCACUAGAAAAGAUGAGCAGUAAACACAGCCCCUCGACAACCGAUCUACUUGAAUUGAGCAAAAACAUCAGACGGAACUCACAUGAAGGGAAAGGCAUUGGUAUUGGAAGUUCUUCUGCUUUAUUCCCGCGCUCCACAAAGACCAAUUUGGCAAAGGGUAUUGACUCGCAUAGCUCUGUUCUAGACCUCAAACAGUUUCAUCUACGUAAUAUGGCGCAGAUCGAUGCUGACAAUCACGAAUCUACCGAGGGCGUCAUGUCGCAUGACGAGGAACUUCAAGCAUCAGGCUCUUUGCGCGGCGAACUCGAAGGCAUCACGGAGGGGGAUGAUGGAAUCUUUACGAUGGAAGAGGAUAUGCCGCGCUCAAAGGAUGCUGCUAAUCAUGAAUCAGUUUCGUUCGAAGAGAAUUCUCAUACAAUCGUGUCAAAGUUCAUUCUGUUGGAAGAUCUGACUAGAAAAUUGGAUAAACCCUGUGUCUUGGAUCUUAAAAUGGGCACACGGCAGUACGGAGUUGAUGCCGAUAAGUUCAAGCACUUAUCGCAGAGUAAGAAGUGUCGCCGAACUACGUCACGGAAACUUGGCGUGAGAAUAUGUGGCUUGAAAAUAUGGAACCAGGACUACUACAUUAAGCGAGACAAGUAUUUUGGACGGCGCGUUCAUAUUGGCUGGCAGUUUGCUCGUGUUUUCGCCAGAUUUCUGUACAACGGGAAAGACGUUUCCAGCAUCAUAAGACAAAUACCACAGCUAAUGACACAGCUGGAUAGGCUUCAUGCCGAGAUAAUGAAAUUGAAAGGGUAUCGCCUCUAUGGCUCAUCCCUACUGUUCAUUUACGAUGGGAACAAUCCUGACGCCAAAAAAUGUGACGCCAAGGUCAAUCUCAUCGACUUCGCUCAGUGUGUGACUCGCGACGACAUAAUCAGGAGUUACGACACCUUUCGCAUACCACCCAAGUCACCAGAGGCAGAAGACCGCGGUUUUUUACGAGGAGUGCGCAGCUUAAAGUUUUACCUACAAUGCAUAUGGAAUCAUUUGACCAAUGACAGCCCUUUGCUCUUCGGCGACAAGUUAGAUUCAUACAUGAGUGAGAACGGAGAGACUCUCAGCAAACCUUGGGACUGGUUAGAUAGUUUUGACCAGGAGCCAGAGCAGGAAUUCGAUGAUCCCGAAAGCGAUCUUCGCAAAAAAUGGCGUAAGUACGAGUUGAUAUUCGACGUUGAGCCUCGUCACACCGAGGACUCUGAUAUAAGUGAAUAG